Varanus komodoensis (Komodo dragon) is the source of this 1536-nucleotide messenger RNA. RefSeq names its product autophagy related 3 (gene ATG3). Gene Ontology annotation, cellular component: cytoplasmic ubiquitin ligase complex; cytosol. Lineage: Eukaryota; Metazoa; Chordata; Lepidosauria; Squamata; Varanidae. Gene Ontology annotation, biological process: nucleophagy; autophagy of mitochondrion; autophagosome assembly. Gene Ontology annotation, molecular function: Atg8-family ligase activity. The transcript is spliced from 12 exons. The coding region runs from base 152 to 1039 and encodes 295 amino acids. The record is from RefSeq and is a predicted model, not a curated record.
GGGGAGGGUAGAGGUUGUUGUUGGGAUUUCCCGGAAGGAAGGAAUAAAGAAAGGACGGCUCGAAGGGUCCUGCUGUUGGUCUGCUGGUGGUUUGGUGGUGGGCGCCGACGGCAGGAGUCCCCCUCCGUCCGGCCACGCAGGGCGAGGCAGUAUGCAGAGCGUCAUCAACACCGUGAAAGGGAAAGCGCUGGAGGUGGCCGAGUACCUGACGCCGGUGCUGAAGGAAUCAAAGUUUAAAGAAACUGGGGUUAUCACUCCUGAAGAGUUUGUGGCAGCUGGAGACCAUUUAGUUCACCACUGUCCUACUUGGCAAUGGGCUACAGGAGAAGAAUUAAAGGUCAAGGCUUAUCUCCCAGCAGAUAAACAGUUUUUGGUCACUAAAAAUGUGCCAUGCUACAAGCGGUGUAAACAGAUGGAAUAUUCAGAUGAACUGGAAGCAAUUAUAGAAGAAGAUGAUGGAGAUGGAGGAUGGGUGGACACUUUUCACAAUGCGGGCAUUACAGGAGUGACAGAAUCUAUUAAGGAGAUCACGGUGGAGAGCAAGGACAGUACAAAGUUAGCAGAACAUACAGGUUCUUGUGAAGAUGAUGAUGAUGAUGAGGGAGAGGCAGCAGAUAUGGAAGAAUAUGAAGAGAGUGGACUGCUGGAGAUAGAUGAUGCAACGUUGGAUACAAGAAAAAUAGUGGAAGCUGCCAAGGCUAAAGCUGAAGUUGGAGGUGGAGAAGAAGCUAUUCUACAGACAAGGACAUAUGACCUUUACAUCACAUAUGACAAAUACUACCAAACACCAAGGCUUUGGUUAUUUGGCUAUGACGAGCAACGGCAGCCAUUAACUGUAGAGCAUAUGUAUGAAGAUAUUAGUCAAGAUCAUGUUAAAAAGACUGUGACAAUUGAAAACCAUCCCCAUCUUCCUCCACCUCCAAUGUGCUCAGUUCAUCCAUGCAGGCAUGCAGAAGUGAUGAAGAAAAUAAUUGAAACUGUGGCAGAAGGUGGGGGAGAACUUGGAGUGCAUAUUGAUGAGCUGGGCCGACUCAGCUAAGGUAGGCCUCUUGCUGGGUUGUGCAGAUGGAGCGCUGACAAUGUCCACCUGGUCAUUCUCUGCUCGAGGAACAGGCAUGUGUUCCAGGCAGCCUGUCUUGUACCCCUAAGCUGUCCUAAUGCUCUCAAAUGAAGAAGAGAAUGCUUCCCAUCGUCAGUGUUGAAGCAAGAUUUGGCUGCAUCAGUCCACUUGCUUUCCGUGGCUGAAAGGUGCUGCAGGCAGCAAAAUGUCUUUGGCUGGCCCUGAUGGUUAGCAAGUGACUUUUAAUAAAUUAUUGUUUAACUGUAAGCCUAUUGUUGGAAAAAGCCAAUACAGAAUUAGACUGUAUUAACACAUAGACUUUUAGCUUUGUGUCCUUACAAUGUUUGUUUCCAUUUUGGUCAAUAUUGCAUGAAUCUACAGCCAUGAGAGGGUCAUACCCUUCAAGAAAGAGCUUUUGUUUUAUUUUUAUUCAUUCAAAAAUAGACUUAUUUAUUAAACACGUUAAACAAUUUCUA